This is a messenger RNA of Protobothrops mucrosquamatus (brown spotted pit viper), 1014 nucleotides long. Its product is annotated as protein kinase C-binding protein 1-like. Lineage: Eukaryota; Metazoa; Chordata; Lepidosauria; Squamata; Viperidae. The record is from RefSeq and is a predicted model, not a curated record. The transcript is spliced from 7 exons. The annotation marks the transcript as partial.
CCAGCUGCAGCUACUGGCAGCCCAGUAAAAAAGCAGAGACCUCUCCUACCAAAGGAAACCGUCCCAGCUGUGCAGCGGGUAGUAUGGAAUUCUUCAAACAAAUUUCAGACUUCUUCCCAGAAAUGGCAUAUGCAGAAGGUGCAAAGGCAGCAACAGCAGCAGCAGCAGCAACAGCAGCAGAAUCAGCAGCAGCAGCCUCAGUCUUCCCAAGGAACAAGAUACCAGACAAGACAAGCAGUGAAAGCUGUACAGCAAAAAGAAAUUACUCAGAGUACUUCAACGUCAACUAUCACCCUGGUUACAAGCACUCAGCCUGUUUCUAUAGUAACCAGUUCUGGAUCAGCAAAUACACUUUCAUCUUCAGUUAAUACAGACUUGCCAAUAGCAACUGCUUCAGCAGAUGUGGCUGCAGAUAUUGCUAAGUAUACUAGUAAAAUGAUGGAUGCUAUAAAAGGAACAAUGACUGAAAUAUAUAAUGACCUUUCAAAAAAUACUACUGGAAGCACAAUUGCUGAGAUUCGUCGUCUGAGAAUUGAAAUUGAAAAGCUUCAGUGGUUACAUCAGCAAGAGCUCUCAGAAAUGAAACAUAAUCUGGAACUCACAAUGGCGGAAAUGCGACAAAGCUUAGAGCAAGAAAGAGAUCGUUUAAUUGCAGAAGUGAAGAAACAACUGGAAUUGGAAAAGCAACAAGCUGUGGAUGAGACCAAAAAGAAACAGUGGUGUGCCAACUGCAAAAAAGAGGCCAUCUUUUACUGUUGUUGGAAUACCAGCUAUUGUGACUAUCCUUGCCAACAAGCUCAUUGGCCAGAACAUAUGAAAUCUUGUACACAAUCAGCUACUGCAACACAACAAGAGACAGAUAGUGAAGUUAGUUCAGAAACAUUAAACAAAGCAUCCCAACCUGGUUCCAGUGCACAGCCUGCACCUACAGAAACAACCAGUGCUCCAAAAGAAAAAGAGGCAGCUGUGGAAAAAAGCAAGGAAAGUGUUACGCAGAUUGAUGGGGGCUUUUGA